Molecule: messenger RNA, 1305 nt
Organism: Medioppia subpectinata
Lineage: Eukaryota; Metazoa; Arthropoda; Arachnida; Sarcoptiformes; Oppiidae
Source: the annotation of a GenBank genome assembly
AUGACAACACUAUCGCUGCUGAAGAAUAAGGAAGAGUUCGGGUCACUGAAGAUCAAACCACUGUUUUGCCAAAAACCGGAUUUCAAUUCUCACCACAAAUGGCUGUUAAAUGAAUUGAUUCAGUGGUCCAAAGGGUUCGCCGAUCAUAACCAACAGGAUAUGGAAAUGUGCGCUAAGUUUAUGUGUUAUAUGUAUAGCGGGUGCCAACAGAAGGACAGGUUGUUAGCGAUGACUAAAUGGGGCUGUUUUACCAAAACUAUCGAUGAAUACACGGAACCGUCUCGUAAAGAACGAUCGGCGCCUCUUAUGGUAGAACUCAUUGAGAAACUGUUGACCACAUUAUUGACCGGACGUUCAGAUCCAAAGUUUUUAUUGGGCCGCCGAUUGUUGGACUCUUUGGAAGCGUUGGAUGUGUUUAUGACUAGAGAUCAAAAAACAAAAAUGAGGGAUAGUUUGAAGGAAACGUUUGAAUCAACUGCGAAAAUACACUGCGAUUAUUGGCUUCAGAAUCGGUUCAUACCAUACGAUGAGUACUACGAACUCAGAAGCAAAGAAGCGUUUUGGCCUGUGUUUCACUUAAUGGCGGAGAUUAGUGUGGACUACACUCCACCGGAACCGGUGCUCAGGUAUAUACCGGUAAAUAAAUUGCUCACUUCGGCCGUACGACUAUCUCUGGCAGUGAAUGACUACAUGAUGUUUGUGCCAAAAAUGGCCGUAAAUGACAUCACCUCAGGUGUGAUGUCCUACGCCUGGACCAAGAAAUGCACGAUUCAGACAGCAAUCGACUCACAGUAUGAGCUCAUUAAGGACUUGCAGAUAGAGUGUCGGUCACUGUCUCGGACUAUAGCCGACAAAUUAGAUCCAGACUUUCAGACGCCGGCACUUCUGGCGUAUGUGAAUGCAGUGAUAGAUAUAUCAAAUGGUUUUUAUUCAACUGUUUCGGAGAUAUUCAAGUGGGAAGAAAAGGAUGGACUGAUUGUGUGCCAUAAAUGGGAUCAACUGAGACAACAACUCUUGGAUUCCAAUAAUAAGUAUGAAUACUGGGGUUCUUCUUCUGGUAUCGGCGCCGCUAUAGCCAUAAAGUUGUGGUCUUUGGGCGCGAAUGUAGUCAUCACUGGAAGGAAUGAGAAACGGAUCCAAGAAGUGGUCAACAAAUGCCAGAAUCGGGACAAUCAGAGAGCGCUUGGAAUGAGAGCUGACUUAUUGGUGGACAAAGAUAUCGAGCAAUUAGUGGCGAAGAUUAUCAAAGAGUUCGGCAAAAUUGAUAUUCUGGUCAAUAACGCCGGUAUCGGAACUACUGUCCAA